This is a messenger RNA of Trichomycterus rosablanca, 1439 nucleotides long. It is a transcript of the gene p2rx2, whose product is annotated as purinergic receptor P2X, ligand-gated ion channel, 2. Gene Ontology annotation, molecular function: ATP binding; purinergic nucleotide receptor activity; extracellularly ATP-gated monoatomic cation channel activity. Gene Ontology annotation, cellular component: nuclear inner membrane; signaling receptor complex; plasma membrane. The record is from RefSeq and is a predicted model, not a curated record. The coding region runs from base 1 to 1203 and encodes 400 amino acids. The transcript has 12 exons. Gene Ontology annotation, biological process: calcium ion transmembrane transport; response to ATP. Lineage: Eukaryota; Metazoa; Chordata; Actinopteri; Siluriformes; Trichomycteridae.
AUGGGAUGUAUGGAAUUCUUUAAAGACUUUAUUCUGGGUUUCUGGGACUAUGAGACCCCCAAAAUUAUGGUGGUAAAGAACAAAAAACUGGGUGUCAUUUACAGAGCUGUGCAACUUCUGGUCCUUACAUAUUUUGUCUGGUAUGUAUUCAUCAGUCAGAAAGCUUAUCAGGACACUGAGACACGGCCAGAGAGUUCAGUCUACACUGAGAUGAGAGGAGUUGCCACGAUGGGAGACAUUGUACGAGACACAACCGAGUAUGUCAGACCGCCUGAGGGUGGUGACGUCAUCAGCUCAAUACUGAGGAGGGAUGUGACAUACAAUCAGAAGCUGGGCACGUGUGCUGAGCAUUUCAGUGUCCCCACAGCAAACUGUACAUCAAAUGCCGACUGUGUUCCAGGUGAAAUGGACUUUGAUGGCAAUGGUGUAAGAACAGGACAAUGUGUGCCUUACUACAAUUAUACCUUCAAAACAUGCGAAAUCCGAAGCUGGUGCCCGAUCGAGGACUAUGCUGCUGUGAGGGAACCACCAAUGGAAGAAGCCAUAAACUUCACUGUCUUUAUAAAGAACGCCAUCCAUUUCCCAAAGUUCAAAGUUCUCAGAAUAAACAUAAAACCGAGGAAGCCAAAGAAGCUCCUGAAGUGUCACUAUCACCCCGAGACGAACCCGUACUGUCCUGUGUUUAGACUGGGCUACAUCGCCGAACAAGCCAGAGAACAAUUCAGCGAACUCUGCCGAACUGGAGGAGUGAUCGGGGCGUUCAUCAACUGGAAAUGUGACUUUGAUGUCGACCCGUCUGAGUGUGUUCCUACUUACUCCUUUAGGAGGAUGGACAUGAAAAAAACCCCAGCAAGCACCGGCUACAACUACAUGUUUGCCAAAUACUACUACAAGGACGGAGUGGAACACAGAUCACUGAUCAGAGCGUACGGGAUUCGUCUGGAUGUCAUCGUACAUGGACACGCGGGAAAAUUUAGCCUCAUCCCGACCAUAAUCAACGCGGUUACAGCCAUGACGUCAGUGGGAAUAUGCUCUAUGCUGUGUGACUGGAUCAUGCUGACGUUUAUUGACAAGAACGAGGUCUACAGCGGGAAAAAGUUUGAUGACGUGACUAAAGACCCCAAGCCACCAGUCAUGGCAGAGCUCACCCUCACAAGCUAUGGCUCCACCCACUCUGACCUCUCAGAUGGCGUCCCAUUGUGAGACUUCACCUCUUACUGCCCUGGACUCAUGAUGCCAUGCAAAAAACAACCCUGAUAGUGACCAGACCACCGAUCAGGAACACAUUUCAAUGUGAAGGCUUAGAUGAUGGAGACGCCUCCGGACUGAAAUGCACAAAGCCUGUUAGAAAGCUUCAGCUUAUAGUCUGAUUUUAUUGUACAGCCAGGAACACACAUAUCACACAUAUCACUUCAUCAAAACUCAAUAAAAUAAUACGA